GGCGGCAGGCAGUAUACCGUCUAAUUCCGUGGCGUGCGUAUGCGUUGUGUGCCGUUCCGAUCUAUUUGUCUGUCGUAGUCGUCGUCACGCACAAAAUAAUUUUUUUGUCGUAAAAUAUAAUAUUAUAUAUAUUGUAUACAUUUAACACAGUUUUCACAAUCAGUAAACUCGUUCUACGACUGUUAUAGAAUUGUGCGCGGGUGAUCCGUAUUCGUCUUACGCAUAUAAUAUACACACACGCGCAUAUUUACGUAUUAUUAUAAUUUAUAACGUUUAUAAUAUAUGUACGGACUGUGAUCGCCACUGGUGGUGGUUGUGUCGGUGGUGUACUGGUGUAUCCUAUCUCGUCCUGGUUAUCGUACAAUAAUAAUAUGUAAUAUUAUGUUCGAGGCCAAUCGAUCCACGGUUUCCUGUUAAUGGUCUCCUCUGCAUUCACAUGGUGAGCACUAUUCCGCCGGCGGUGCAUUCAAACUUUCUUCGAUGAGAAUCACAUCUCUGUUUGUUUGAUGGUACUAGAAUCGAAAGGAGAGCCUAGCACUGAUGGAAUCCAAAACAAAAUUGGAAUUAAAGGGGUUUCCUAUACUUGUAACGAAGAUCAUAAAAAAGAAUACGUUCAUAUUGAAGUUGACAUGCCUCCAGCUAAUGGCCAUUUAAAUGAACGUCAAAGGCAGCCAUUGUUGGGCUUAUGUAAACAGGUGACAACAGCUAUUAGUAAUGGUGUUGGUUGGGAACCAAGAAAUGAUUCAAAUGCAGACAAUAGUGAGCAUCAACGACCUAAUAUGGGUCAUAUACACCAAGCCUUAGUAGACAACAAGCAUCAAUCUGAUAGUGGGACAACACCUACUGAAGAUGAUAUUGGGUUUAGUCACAAAUAUCUCAACAAUAAUGCCAAUGGAGCAGCUGUGCACAUAGAUAUACCAAAUAAUGCUAAUGUGUUAUCAUCGAAUGAUAAAAUUAGGAUUCCACAAGAGAAAUUCAAGACUUUUGUUGCAUUAAUACUGUUGAUUGUGAAUUUUUUAAUCACCACUACAUCUUUGGCUGUUGUCCAUGAAAGGGUGCCUGAUCGUAGUCUGUACAAACCAUUACCGGAUACAUUUUUAGAUGCUGUACCUGCUCGAGAUUGGGCAUUAGAUGUAUCAGAAAUAUUUAUCAUUGUCAGCACAAACUUAACAUUAUUAAUUAUUGCCAGUCAUAAGUAUAGGUUUAUUGUACUACGUAGAUUGAUGUUCAUGUUGUCUCUUCUAUAUCUCCUACGCUCUAUCACAAUGUUUGUAACUGUAUUACCCACUUCUAGUACCACUUAUUAUUGUUCACCCAAAGCCAACUCAACAAAUCCAGUACUGAUUGCUAGACGUGUAUUCCAGUUGUUUUCUGGUUUUGGUUUGUCAAUCAAUGGAAAGCACACAUUUUGUGGCGAUUAUAUAUAUAGCGGACAUACCACAAUUUUAGUGAUGAGUUACUUAAUCACCGUUGAAUACUCUCCCAGACGAUGGUAUAUAUUGCAUUGGGCUUCAUGGUUGAUGGCAGCUGUUGGAGUAUUAAUGGUACUCAUAGCACAUGGUCACUAUACUAUUGAUGUGAUUAUUGCAUACUUAGUUACUACACGACUGUUUUGGAUAUACCAUACAUUAGCUAAUAAUGUUUAUCUAAAGCAUAGCAGUUCCAAUAAUUACUUAUCACGAACAUGGUGGUUUUGGAUGUUCAAAUAUUUUGAAGGAAAUAUCAAUGGUCCAAUACCUCGUCAAUAUGAUUGGCCUUUACCAUGGCCUCGACGUUUCACAGCUGCUAAAUAUCCAAAUCGAGAUAGUUAGCCCAGGUCACGAAUCUCGUUUAUAAAAAAUGUUCCUUGGCUGUAAAAUAAUAAUAAAAUAUAAAACAAUAUCACAAAAAACUAAUUAACAUUUCCAUACUCAGAACUAUUCCUAUUUCUUUGACAUACAUAUACACACACACACACACAUAUAUAUAUAUAUAUAUGUAUAUAUUUGAUAUUUAAAAUUGAAUGUAUGCAUAUAUUUAUAAAUAUAUUUAUAUUGUUACAUGCCAACUGUUUGCUCAAACCAAUUUAAAAUUUAUAUGUACUUAAAACUUAAAAACAAAAAAAAUGUUAUGCUUGAAAUUAUUAAAAAUGACAAAACCUGAAAAUUAUAGAAAUUUCUUAAAAGUAUUAAAAUAAAAGUAUUUCAAAAAUUCAAAAAUUUAUCAAAUAUAUGUUACUUUUUAUUAAUAUUAGUCGUUUUUAGUUUUAUUUUUAAUAAAAUUGGAAUUUAUAGCCUCUAGAAACAUAUUGUGGGAAUUUGGUGAUAGGAGUUUUAUAAAUGUAUUUAUUAUACAUUUUAUUAUUCUUUUUUUAAUGAACGUUUUUAAAUAAAAUUUACUUUUCUAAAAUUUUAAAAUUCAUAGUAAUCAACUUUUAGAUAAUACAAUCAAUUAUAUAUUAAUAUGUAAAUCAUUUAAAAGUGUGUAACAAUAUAUAUAUAUAAUAUAUUAUAAACAUUUUGUUUAAAAUGUAUUUGUGUAAACAGAAUUUCCAUCUUCUCUUUAUUUUUAAAAGUAAAACAUUGUGGGGGCAUAUCCAUUUAAUAUUAUCUACUUACACCACACACACACACACACACACAACAUAUAUAUAUAUAUAUAUAUAUAUAUGUGUGUGUGUGUGUGUAUAUAUAGUAAUCAAAGUGAAUAUUUACUCCUUUCUAUUUACAUUUUAAAAUUAUAUGUAUAUUUUUUGCCAAUUUGUCUUACUCCAUCUUUUUCCUUACAGUAUUAAACAUUUUUUAAAUUAAAUAUAAUACCUAUUAUCAUCAGUAUUUUUAAUCGAUAAUCCAUAAUCAUUCUUCUAUAUGCAUUCAUGAAUUUACUUAUAAAUAUUUACAUAUAAACAUAAUUAUUUAUUGAAAACCCCACUUUUUUUAUUGACAAAUUGUGGUUUCUUUGUUUUUAAUUUUUAAUGUUUAAAAGUGGUUAUUAUUGUUUUAGUUUUUAAUAUUUAACUUAAGUUAUUUUUUUUUUUUUUACUUUGAUUUAUUUUACAAAACUGUUUGAAAAAGAACAAAUGUGGUUUUUUUUUAAUAAUAAUUUAUGUUAUCAGUGGUGUAUUUUCAAUGAUUUGUGCUAAGGGUCGUAAAUUAACUUAUAAUCUAUUUUAUUAUAUUACGUUUACAAAAUAUGUAACUAUACCAUGACUAAUUUUAUACUUAUUAAUUUAAUAGCUCUUGAUAUAAUAGUUAUUAUUAAAAUUAAAUAUUAAUUAUAUGCAAAUAAAAUUGUAAUUCAGAAUUGUAUAGUUUCAAAUUAUGAAAAUAGAUUUUUUUUUUUUUUUUUAGUUAAUGAAAGAUUAUAAUACUUUAGGACAAUUCUUGUAAAUAUGCCACUUUAUUAUGUUAUUAUAGUUACUUGUUCUUGUUUUUCUUUGUUGUUAAAACAAUAAUGUUAUAGCAUAGAACAAAAUGAAUUAUUAUUAUUAUUAUUAUAAAAAAAUAAUAUUUAUGUUAACUUAAUAUUUAAUUAUUAUUAUCUAGUCUUUGUUAAUUCUAAAACAAUUUUUUAUCAAGAUCAGAUCUCUUGUAUUUAAAGGGGUGUGCAUGACUGCUUCUUCCCCAUGCAAAUCUACCGGUUAUUUGGUCAGAUCUGCUCUUGAAAUGUUGCAAUAUAAUUAUUUGAUUUAUUAUGUAUAAUUAUUGUAUAAACCUAAUCAAGUUUUUUUUUUAGUUAAUUUUUUUACUGUUUUAAGUUUCACUUGACUUUUUAAUCAAUGUUUAAAGAGUUGAGUGAUGUAUUCCCUAAAAUGUUAGUGAGGUGAAACAUUUGCAUUUAAAUUGUAAUUCUAUAUGUUUUUAUUAUCAAAUAGUACAGUUUAUUUUCAAUGAAUUAUCAAUUGAGGUCCGUCCUUAUAAAAAGUAUUGAUACCAGUGGUUAAUAUUAAUAAUGUAAUGAAUAAAUAAUGACCAUAUAAUUAUUAUUUAAUUCUUGUUGAAAACUGUUGUAUACAUUCCUAGAAGUCAUUAUGGACUGGAAAAGAUAAGAGUAAUAUUUUUCAUUCCAUUCAGAAUAAACAAUUUUAUCAAAUAAAUACCAGUCAUUCACUCCAUUUAUAUACACAAAUUGUGCUAAAUGAAGUUGUGCUUAUAUUGCUUAUAAGCAGCUUUUUUUGUGCUUCAUUAGAUUGUCUGUGAUAGUCUUUGUGUGUUGCACUGACUAGCUAGAAAAUAAUGUUGUUACCUACCUGGAGUUUUUAUUUUUUCUAUAAAUCCAGAUAUUGUUUCUAAGUUCUAUGUGUUUUUUUUCUUGAUAAUAAUGACAAUUAAAUAAAUUGUCCGUUUCUGUGAUUUAAUGAAAAGAAAAAUAAUAAUAGUUGUAAAAAAAAAGAAGAAAAAAUCAAACAAUUUUAUUUUAGAAUGUUAAGAAAAUUUUAGUCCUUUAAAUGUUCUAAUAAUUUUUCAUUGUUUGUAAGGGACUAUUUUUAAAUGUACAAUUAUAAUUUUCUAUCAGUAUUUUGAAUAUUAAUAAAAUUAAAUUUGUAGUGUUUUUGCUUA
Messenger RNA from Aphis gossypii (cotton aphid), 4538 nucleotides. RefSeq names its product phosphatidylcholine:ceramide cholinephosphotransferase 2-like. Gene Ontology annotation, biological process: ceramide biosynthetic process; sphingomyelin biosynthetic process. The coding region runs from base 507 to 1811 and encodes 434 amino acids. Gene Ontology annotation, cellular component: Golgi membrane; endoplasmic reticulum membrane. The transcript is spliced from 7 exons. The record is from RefSeq and is a predicted model, not a curated record. Lineage: Eukaryota; Metazoa; Arthropoda; Insecta; Hemiptera; Aphididae. Gene Ontology annotation, molecular function: sphingomyelin synthase activity; ceramide cholinephosphotransferase activity.